AUGCCGUUCAAGAUCAAGCUGCGGAGGACCAAGCGCUACAAUGUCCUGAGCAAGAACUGCUUUCUGAGCCGCAUAAGACUCCUGAACUCCUCGGAGAUCCAGUGCACGCUGUCCAUGGACAGUACAGGACUGGAGUGUCUGGAGGCCGUAGCGCAAAGACUGGAGUUAUGUGAGACCCAUUACUUUGGCCUCUGGUUUGUCGGGAAGAACCAACAAGCGCGAUGGGUGGAGCUGGAGAAACCAUUGAGGAAGCAACUAGACAAGUUCUCAGUGGAACCCGUGCUGUACUUUGGCGUCAUGUUCUAUGUGCCGAACGUUUCUUAUCUAAACCAGAGCGUCACCAGGUACCAGUAUUACCUCCAGUUAAGAAAGAAUGUCUACGAUGGACAAGUGCACUGUACUGUGGAUCAGUACAUCCGACUAGCUGCCCUGGCCAUUCAAGUGGAGUUUAAAGAUUACAAUCUGUUUGAGACACAGGACUUCCUCAGAGAGUGCAUGUUGUUUCCCGUGGGCUGGACCCAGGAUGCCACCUUACUGGAAGAACUGCUGCUAAAAGUGGCUCUGGAGCACAAAGCUGUAAGUGGGAUGAGACCGGAGGAAGCUGAGGUUUUGUACAUACAGGAAGUGCAGCAGUUGGAUGGCUACGGACAGGAGUGUUUCCAUGUUAAGGAUAGUCACAGCAAUGAUGUAACCCUCUGCAUCUUCUUUAUGGGAAUUUUUGUUGGAGACAACCAUGGGAAAUCAUCGGCCUCUUUCAGGUGGAAUGACAUUGGGAAUAUCACACACAACAAGUCUGCAAUUGUCCUGGAGCUGAACAGAAAGGAAGAGAGUGUCCUUUUUCACACGGACGACAUUGAAAACAGCAAAUACAUAUCACGGCUGUUUGCCACUCGGAUGAAAUUCUACAAAGAGAACAAAAUUUGCACAGAACAGCCCAUCACACCACCUACCAUCAGGCGUCAGCCGACAUGGAGCCGGUCUUCCAUGUCAAGACAACAAGCA
Molecule: messenger RNA, 1002 nt
Organism: Staurois parvus
Lineage: Eukaryota; Metazoa; Chordata; Amphibia; Anura; Ranidae
Source: the annotation of a GenBank genome assembly